Messenger RNA from Hyaloscypha bicolor E, 822 nucleotides. Its product is annotated as alpha/beta-hydrolase. The record is from RefSeq and is a predicted model, not a curated record. Lineage: Eukaryota; Fungi; Ascomycota; Leotiomycetes; Helotiales; Hyaloscyphaceae. The transcript is spliced from 2 exons. Bases 1 to 822 code for a protein of 273 amino acids.
AUGCCCAACAAACACAUCAAUGGCAAGUCAUUGUACUAUACCAUCGACGAACCUGCUCAGAAAGCUUUGGCAACUGUCAUUCUUAUUCACGGCCUCGGAUCCUCCUCCUCGUAUUUCCUCCCAGUGAUCCCUUAUCUGACUCCAAGCAUACGCUGCAUCGCGGUCGACAUAGCCGGCUCAGGGUUGUCGGAACUUGGUGAAUCUGAACAAACUAUUGACAGCAUCUCGGUAGAUGUCGUCAGUUUACUGGAUGCACUGGACAUCAAGAACAAUGUGACAAUCGUUGGCCACUCGAUGGGUGGUAUUGUGGCUAGUCAUUUUGCUGCAGGCCAUGGGAACAGGGUGAACGGCGUUGUAUUGAUAGGGCCUGUGAACCCUAGCGAUGCUAUUUCUAGACUCUUCGUAAGUAGACUCGAGGACGUAAAACAAGAUGGCGUGGAAGGGCUGGCUAAGUCCAUACCAGCAGCUGCUACGGGAAAACUGUCAACUUCUCUACAUCACGCUUUCAUCCGCAAUUUGAUUAUCAGGACCUCAGCAGAAGGCUAUAUGUCAUUAUGCCGCGUGAUCAGUACAGCAAAGGUUCCAAAUUAUGAAGCGAUAACAGCACCGCUAUUGCUCAUUGCUGGCUCGGACGAUAAAACUGCACCUAUGGAAGGAUGCGAGGCAAUCAUACAAAGAUAUGCAACCAGUAAAGCUCUGAAGAAUACCAAGGUUCUUGAGGGGAUUGGACACUGGCAUUGUAUUGAAGCUGGUGAUGUUGUGGCCAAACACAUCAAAGAUUUUGCUCUCAGAGAAAGUGUUCUAAGCUCUGAGGGAAUAUGA